Hemiscyllium ocellatum (epaulette shark) is the source of this 1981-nucleotide messenger RNA. Its product is annotated as beta-1,3-N-acetylglucosaminyltransferase lunatic fringe-like. The transcript has 8 exons. Bases 319 to 1368 code for a protein of 349 amino acids. Gene Ontology annotation, biological process: regulation of Notch signaling pathway. The record is from RefSeq and is a predicted model, not a curated record. Gene Ontology annotation, cellular component: membrane. Gene Ontology annotation, molecular function: O-fucosylpeptide 3-beta-N-acetylglucosaminyltransferase activity. NCBI's taxonomy places the organism in Eukaryota, Metazoa, Chordata, Chondrichthyes, Orectolobiformes, Hemiscylliidae.
GACACGCUGAGCAGGCAGGUGGAACAGUGGGGAUGUGGAAGCACAGUUAGAUAGAGGCAUCAGAGAGAGACAGACACAGAGAGAGUUACAGACCAGUUAGUACAUCCUUAUGCAGUCACGGCUGCUCAACUCUCGCUUAAAACUCAGUGGAUUUUAAGAAGGGAGCGGGGUUUUAAUGGAAAUGUCAAUGGGUCCCUUUACGACACUAGGACUCAAGAGUUCAAAACGUGGCUCGGACUGACUAGAGGAUGUGACAGUGCAGUUUAAAUUGGACUUUAUUCUCGCACGUUUAAAAGAAAAUAAGGUAGAGGAGGCAAGAUGCGCCUGUGUUUGAAGAAGAUUUUUCUGACCCUGUUUGGGGCCACGGUCACUUUUCUGUUGGUGGCUGUGGUGGGUUACCAGAGGCGAGAGGAGAGCAGCGGGCGCGGGCUGCAGGCAAGCCGACUCUCAGGCGCCCUGAGCGGCCGCGGUGCCGGGGAGCGGCCGCUGAGUGAGCGGGCACUCGCGGCUCACAGCGAGAAGCCCCGGGGACUCGCCCGCUCCAGGUCCGCUCACCGGGAACCUCAGGUGGAGCUGAGGGACAUCUUCAUCGCUAUCAAAACCACACGCAAGUUCCACAAAUCCAGGCUGGAACUGCUCCUGGGAACUUGGAUCUCCAGAGUUUGGGAGCAGACUUAUAUUUUCACUGAUGAUGAGGAUGAGGAGCUGACAAUCAGGACAGGUCACCGAGUGAUCAAUACGAACUGCUCAUCAGCACACAGCCGCCAAGCCUUGUCCUGCAAGAUGGCCGCCGAGUAUGACGUAUUCAUCGCAUCCCGCCUGAAGUGGUUUUGCCACGUCGACGACGAUAAUUACGUCAACGUUCGCGCCUUGUUGAAUCUGCUGUCAAGCUUCCCUCCAACGCAGGACGUCUAUGUCGGAAAGCCCAGUCUGGAUCGACCAAUCGAAGCGUCUGAAAAAUUGCCCAACAACAAAACAAAAUCUGUCUUCUUCUGGUUCGCCACUGGAGGAGCUGGGUUUUGUAUUAACCGAGGAUUGGCGCUGAAGAUGGCACCAUGGGCAAGCAAUGGAAAUUUUAUGAACACAGCGGAGAGGAUCCGUCUCCCUGACGACUGCACCAUUGGGUAUAUCAUUGAGGCUAUCCUGGGUGUGAAUCUAAUCCGCAGCCCACUCUUCCACUCCCACCUCGAAAACCUGCAGUUGGUUUCCAAAUCCCACAUUCAGAGUCAGGUCACUCUAAGUUAUGGAACCUUUGAGAACAAGCAGAAUAUUAUCGAGAUGAAAGGAGCAUUUUCGGUAGCUGAAGACCCUUCCAGAUUCAAGUCCAUUCACUGUCUACUUUACCCAGACACAUCUUGGUGCCCUUAGAAGAGCAGCCCUGACCUCUGUCACUGUCAGGGUUAAAGGUUACUGCGACAUAGAGGUCACCGCUGCCAACUCUGCACUUUCUGAAAGCACUUUGGGCCAAUUGACUUGACAGAGAAAAAUGGAGUUAACUUUCUUAAAAAAAAAAGUCGACCAUGAAUGAAGGAGAACAGAAAAUCAAAGAGGACUGAGCCGGACAAUCAUUGCUAGAAUGAUGGUGAAGAAAAUGGCCGCCCUCCAAUGGUUCACACAACUGAAGGAGACGACAUUUAGCACCAAACUUUGACUGGACCCUUGAUCAGGGAUUAUUUUAAGAGAAAUUAAUUUUAAAGGAUAUAUUUUCUUACUUUUUCCUUCCUUGAAAGAGAACUCUGACUGAACACCUACCAGGUACCACAUGGAGAAUAAUGAUAAUUGCCUUGUUUGGUGGCCGCGGGAAUUUCUCUGAAGAAUUCUUGUACAUUCAAUAAAAGCAGUGCUGCCAGGUUGCACAGGAAAACAGUUUACUGAUCGGUCGUUUCCUGACUGCAAGUUUAAACAAUUCUGUUCAUUUUUUUUAGAAAAUAAUGUUGUUAAUAUAAAGAAAAAACAAAGUAAAGAGUUCUAGUUUUCAUGA